AUGGCAAUUGUAAUUGUCCUUGCCAUUGUGCUACUCUUAGUGUUGAUACUCCUAGCUGAGCUUUAUUGCUCUCUUUUUCUCCGGCGACGAAAGAUUAAAGCCGGAAAACCCGAUUCGAACCCCGAAAACCCCGCCUCUCAGCCUCAACAGCCACUGGAGCAGUUAGUCCCUUCUCCUCUUAGUAGCUUCUAUGCUCAAGGAGUUCUAGAUGCUCCUAGAAGCUUCCUCUUUCCCAAACUCCCUAGUAAGAGAGAAAACCGAGCUGAAAGUGAUGAUAUUGAGAGGCCAAAACAUGGGAAACUUCAUCAGUUUCUUAGAGUUCAAUCCCCUCAACAAAUUGGCCUUGCUUCUACAUUAUCACAUUCACCCUCACCUUCUUUCAUCCCAGUUAUAACACCUCACCAACAGUCUGAUGAAAACCCUGAAAUUGUACCUGAAGAUGGGAAGGAAAAGAAUUUCAUGUACAUUUCAAAUCCUAUCUAUGACAAUGAAGUUGCCCGGCCGAGCCGAGUGGCAACCCCAUUUGAGACCCCGGACAGCUCCCCGUCUCAGUUGGACCGAAGCGGGUCGUCCGGGGAUGAUGAGGAAGAGAGGGAUGAUGAAAAUCUUGGAACUUCAUCAAGUCCAUCUUCAUUGCCAUUGAGUCCAAUGAAGGAGCUUCCUGCUAAAGCUGCCUCUGUUUCUUUAAGGGAUGCAAGGUCUUUGGGUCCUUCUGCUAGUGAAUCAAACAGUCAUAUUGGUCGUUCAUCUUCUUCUUCAGAUUCACCUCGCACUUCACCUUCUUGGUAA
Messenger RNA from Chenopodium quinoa (quinoa), 789 nucleotides. RefSeq lists its product as uncharacterized. Lineage: Eukaryota; Viridiplantae; Streptophyta; Magnoliopsida; Caryophyllales; Amaranthaceae. The record is from RefSeq and is a predicted model, not a curated record. The coding region runs from base 1 to 789 and encodes 262 amino acids. The transcript has a single exon.